Ostreococcus lucimarinus CCE9901 is the source of this 1635-nucleotide messenger RNA. RefSeq lists its product with no specific name. Gene Ontology annotation, cellular component: mitochondrial matrix. NCBI's taxonomy places the organism in Eukaryota, Viridiplantae, Chlorophyta, Mamiellophyceae, Mamiellales, Bathycoccaceae. Gene Ontology annotation, biological process: carbohydrate metabolic process; tricarboxylic acid cycle. The transcript has a single exon. Bases 1 to 1635 code for a protein of 544 amino acids. The record is from RefSeq and is a predicted model, not a curated record.
AUGGGAGAUUCGCGCGACGUGGCGAAUCGGCGGCUGGGACAAAUCAACGAUCACGUCCGCGGCGACGCGAAACGCGCGAACGGAGGCGCGAGAGCGGGCGGUGGCGAUGGGUCGGACGCGCGAGCGACGCCGUCGGGGGGCGCGGGGGCGCUGCACGUGCGAGACUCGCGGACGGGGAAGGAGUAUGAAAUCGCGGUGUCGAGCGACGGCGCGGUGGACGCGUCGGCGUUUAAACAAAUCACCGCGGGCGGCGAUGGACGAGGUUUGGUGAUGUACGAUCCCGGAUACAUGAAUACGGCGCCGUGUAAGUCGAAGAUAUCGUACAUCGACGGCGAACGGGGGAUUUUGAGGUAUCGCGGGUACGCCAUCGAGAGCUUGGCGAAAUCGUCGACGUAUCUGGAGACGGCGUUCGCGUUGGUGUACGGAGAUAUGCCGAAUGCGAGUCAGUUGAUGGAGUGGGAACGGACGAUUGCGAGGCAUAGUGCGUUGCCGGUGCAGGUGGUGCACGCGAUCGAGGCGUUGCCGCACGACGCGCAUCCGAUGGCGGUGAUGCUCGCGGGGUUGAACUCGUUGAGCGCGAUGCACCCGGAGCAGAAUCCAGCCAUCGCGGGUGGGGCGAUUUACAACUCUCACACCGUGCAGGAUAAACAAAUCGUGCGCAUCAUCGGCAAAAUGACCACGCUCGCCGCGCACGCAUAUCAUCGAAACACCGGGCGCUCGCCGGCGGCGCCGAAUACGCGCAUGUCGUACGCGGAGAAUUUCUUGUACAUGCUCGACGCCGGUUUGGACGCGCGGCAUCGACCGCAUCCGAAGCUCGCGAAGGCGCUGGACGUGAUGUUUUUACUACACGCGGAGCACGAGAUGAACUGUAGCACGGCGGCGUGCAGACACUUGGCAUCGAGCGGGGUGGACGUGUUUUGCGCCGUGGCGGGCGCGGUGGGCGCGCUUUACGGGCCUCUGCACGGCGGCGCCAACGAAGCAGUGCUCAAGAUGCUCGAACGGAUCGGAAGCGUCGAUAACAUCCCGAGCUUUUUGGCCGGGGUGAAGGAAAAGCGAUACGUGAUGUUUGGUUUCGGACACCGCGUUUACAAGAACUUUGAUCCUCGCGCGAAGAUUAUUCGCGACAUCGCGAACGACGUCUUCGAGCUCGUCGGACGCGACCCGUUGAUCGACAUCGCCAUCGAGCUCGAGAAGGCGGCGCGGGCGGACGAAUACUUCGUCAAGCGUAAGCUUUACCCGAAUGUAGACUUCUACAGCGGGCUGGUGUAUCGCGCCAUGGGGUUUCCCCCCGAAUUUUUCACCGUGCUCUUCGCCAUCCCGCGCGCGACGGGUUAUCUUGCGCACUGGCGCGAGAGCUUAACGGACGCCGACAAGAAAAUCAUGCGCCCGCAGCAAAUUUACCAAGGCGAAUGGUUGCGAGAUUACGAACCGAUCGCCGCGCGCUCGCGCUCGCUCACCGACGCCAUGGAGGAUAUUCAACCAUCCAACGCGGCGCGGCGCCGCAUGGCUGGAGACCCGCCAUCCGGCACGGCGUGGGUCGGGAAAGGCGUGGAAAUGUCCACGCCGGCGUGGCAGUCGGGCGCGUCAGUCGGCGACGCGACGAGCGGCGUGGAGAACUAUCUCGGACGAAAAUGA